This is a messenger RNA of Melospiza melodia melodia, 5804 nucleotides long. RefSeq names its product one cut homeobox 1 (gene ONECUT1). The transcript has 2 exons. Gene Ontology annotation, molecular function: RNA polymerase II cis-regulatory region sequence-specific DNA binding; DNA-binding transcription factor activity, RNA polymerase II-specific. Lineage: Eukaryota; Metazoa; Chordata; Aves; Passeriformes; Passerellidae. The record is from RefSeq and is a predicted model, not a curated record. Gene Ontology annotation, cellular component: nucleus. Bases 1 to 1374 code for a protein of 457 amino acids. Gene Ontology annotation, biological process: regulation of transcription by RNA polymerase II.
AUGAACGCGCAGCUGGCGAUGGAGAACAUCGGCGAUCUGCACGGGGUGAGCCAUGAGCCGGUGCCCGCCGCCGCCGACCUGAUGAGCGGCAGCCCCCACCACCGGAGCGCGGUGGCCCACCGCGGCAGCCACCUGCCGGCCCACCCGCGCUCCAUGGGCAUGGCGUCCAUCCUCGACGGCGGCGACUACCACCACCACCACCGGCCGCCCGAGCACGCCCUGACCGGCCCCCUGCACCCCACCAUGACCAUGGCCUGCGAGACACCCCCCGGCAUGAGCAUGAGCAGCACCUACACCACGUUAACCCCUCUGCAGCCUCUACCUCCCAUCUCGACGGUCUCGGACAAGUUCCCUCACCACCACCACCACCAUCACCACCAUCACCAUCCCCACCAGCGGAUACCGGGCAACGUGAGCGGCAGCUUCACGCUCAUGCGGGACGAGAGGGGUCUGGCGUCUAUGAACAAUCUCUACACCCCCUACCACAAGGAUGUUACCGGCAUGGGGCAGAGCCUCUCUCCGUUGUCUGGAUCGGGCCUGGGGAGCAUCCACAACUCCCAGCAAGGGCUGCCCCACUACGCUCAUCCCAGUGCCACCAUGCCCGCCGAGAAAAUGCUCACCCCAAACGGAUUUGAAGCCCACCACCCUGCCAUGUUAGCCAGGCAUGGCGACCAACACCUCACCCCCACCUCCGCUGGCAUGGUGCCUAUCAACGGGAUCCCACACCACCCCCAUGCCCACCUGAAUGCCCAGAGCCACGGGCAGAUCCUGGGCUCUGCCAGGGAGCAAAACCCUUCUGUAACUGGUUCGCAGGUCAACAGUGGAAGUAAUUCAGGGCAAAUGGAAGAAAUCAAUACCAAAGAAGUAGCUCAGAGGAUCACCACCGAGCUCAAGCGGUACAGCAUCCCCCAGGCUAUCUUCGCCCAGAGGGUGCUGUGCCGCUCUCAAGGGACGCUCUCAGACCUGCUGAGGAACCCCAAGCCCUGGAGCAAGCUCAAAUCCGGCCGGGAGACCUUCCGCAGAAUGUGGAAGUGGCUCCAGGAGCCGGAGUUUCAGCGGAUGUCUGCUCUGCGGCUUGCAGCGUGCAAGAGGAAAGAACAGGAGCACGGCAAGGACAGAGGGAACACGCCCAAGAAGCCUCGGCUGGUCUUCACCGACGUGCAGCGUCGAACUCUACAUGCAAUAUUCAAGGAGAACAAGCGUCCGUCCAAAGAGUUACAAAUCACCAUUUCCCAGCAGCUCGGGUUGGAGCUGAGCACCGUCAGCAACUUUUUCAUGAAUGCACGGAGGAGGAGUCUGGAUAAGUGGCAAGACGAGGGCAGCUCCAAUUCAGGCAACUCAUCUUCUUCAUCAAGCACUUGUACCAAAGCAUGAAGGAAUAACCACGAACUGAAACCUCGGUGGAAAAGCUUUAAAAAAUAAAUAAAUAAAUAAAAUAAAGACAGACCAGGACCUCAAAAUAGCAGGUUUAUACUUAAAACUAUUUGAAAAAAAAUAUUUAUAAGUCCAAAGAAACCAAAGACUUAUUUCACCUGCAUUAUGACUUUGUUCUAAGACACACACUUUAGUAGGAUGACGACUUGCAAAAAAAACAGAGAGGAAGAAGGAAGCGAAAUGGAGGGAACGGAACGGAAAGCAAAGAGAAGAGGAACAGACCACUGGUCUCACACCUUUGCCCAUCAUCAUCCUCACCGUACUUGGCUGUGUAGUGGUUUGGAGCGUAGUGAUUUCCUGUCAUUGAGCAGACAUCUCUUUGGAUACAGCUCUUCACGGCCACAGCAGUUGCCAUGGAGGUGUCAGUGUGUCCGUCCUGCGUGCACCCAGUGGGUAGGGACUUAGGGCUGGUCUCCAGAGAGGGCUGUGCCAGGGCACGGCCCCCAGAGCGUGGAGUCGUCUGAAUUCCUUGGAACGGUAGUGUGAUUUUUGCUGUUUCACUGUUUGAACUUGGCUGGUGCAAUGCCUCGAAACAAGUUCAAACUAGGCAAAGAAAUUUUGAAUGGUACCUAAACCAGUGCAUUCUCUUUGUUUGUUAAGGAAUGUUCAGAUUUAAAAAAAGGAAAACUAUUCCAUCCAUAAAAAAAAAAUCGACUAGCUACCAAAGAACACAUUUAAUAAUUGUAUUGCAGGUAUUUUAUUGCAAUGAUUUUAAUAUUCCAAAGCUAUUUUUACACAAAUACUAUGUAGAGUUAUAGGUAUAAACUAAUCUAACUGUAUAACACAUAAAACUUGUAAUCAAGACUGUUAUUUGCAAUUAGUAAAACCACAUUAUCGUUUCUUUCUGUGAUUGGCAAGAAAGAAUGUCACCCGAGGAGAGCACGGGAACCAGAACGGGAUGCUGCUUCCAUUGAACUCAGUGAGCCCUUUCCUCACUGACUCCAACGGGAGCACAAGAGGGAGCCGUGUGUGACACCGUGUGUGUGACACCGUGUGUGUGACACCGUGUGUAUGGCACUGUGUGUGACACACCGUGUGUGUGGCACUGUCCCCAGGCGGGUCCCGGCUGGAGCUCCAGCGUGGCUCAGCUCUGCCAUCUAGCCUGCGAGCAGGGGACCUGAGGCACUCGGGAUGCAAAAAUGAAAGGAAUUGAGGGAUGCAAAACCGCAGGGCUCAGCGUCUGAUCGAUACUCUUUGACAUUAGCGAGCUUUUUUUUUUACCUAUCGACUUUACCAGGCGAAGGAAUAGUAACAGCUUUGCCGGCUCGUGGUCCUUUCCUGCUGGAAGCAGUGGUAGAACAUCAGUUUACGUGGGAGGAGCUCCAAGGGGAGCUCCAGGAGUGCUUUUGGAAGGAGGAAUUGGGAUCUCUGGAGUCAAGAGCAAAAUUCUCGUGGCACAGCGAUACAGCCCGAUGUUUUGUGGCUGUGUGUCUACGUGUGGCAGGCUGAGCUGGUGUCCCGUGCAUUCUUUCUUGCUCAUCUCUUAGGAUAAUGCAUGAAAUAGUUUGAAGUUUGUAGCUGAAAAGCUUUAAACGCUCUGUUGCUAACAGACCCAUAGGAGAGAAAUCAUCCCGUUCCUACUCUGAUAAAAUUAAAGAGAAAAGCGUGAAAUAUCUGCAUAUUAAAUUUUAAUGUAAAGGGGAAAUAGACUUUAAGAACCAUACAUGUGCCUGUUAGAUUUCUAACUGGUCUUUCAAAUUACUGUAGUAAUUAUGCUAGGUAUAUUAAAUUCCAAAAUAAGCAAAUAUGCAGGUAUCGGCCCAAUGCAAGGACUAGAAAUAGAUAAUCUUACUUCCAACCUUUUUGUUUUUAAGGAAAAAAAAAAGACAAAGGAAAAUUCAAGGUAAACUAGAAUCCAAAUACUAUAAACAGUAGCAGAUACUGGUUUGGGGGAUGAAGCCCACUCAAAAUACCAGUGACACCAAAGUAGAACAACUUCUGUAGCACCAGUUGUUUCCCAAGAGGACAGGGUCUAGUCAAGGUUCAGGGUAUACAGUUUGUUUCCACCCAGUGUUUAGAAUACAGGUGAAAUAUCUCUUUACUAAAAUAAAGUUAAAUAAACCCAAUAUUUUUGGCACUGAAUAUUUCUCCGUAUUUCAGUAUGUUAAACCCACUUUAAGGCUGACAAGGCAAUUAUCUAUGAAAAUGGCAUCUAAUCUGGACUUUUUUGAGUCUCUAGCUUACCUUAAAUUUUAGCAAGCUUUCUUUUGAAGUGUUCCAUCCCCAUGGAGACAUAAUUGACAUGGAAACAUUGAUAAGCUCACAUAGGAAGUACCUUAUGAAUGCAGUCUCAUUAGUGCAAGGUUAGUAAAGGACAGUGAUAACUAAAGGUUUCGUUUUUUUCCAGCAAAACACUGCUUUGUGACGUACCUAUAGUUUAGAGAAUAAAGCCUUAUUUAUUUAAAACUUGAGAGUUUAAAAAAUGCAGGGAAAUUCAAAGUACAUUGCCGCAUUUUUAGUAUUUCCAUUGUAUUGUCUUUAUAGACUACUUGCUGAAACCAAAGAGAACUUUCAUACCAGCAUUAAAUUUGCACCCAAUAUGCAAUUUCAGGAUCUCUGAUACACACACAUGCAAGCCCCUAGACAAACAGGACUGUGUAUAUGUACAUGCACACACAUUUUGAUGGGGUGUAUGUAUGUAUACACGUGCACACACACAUGUCCACACACACUAAAACUGAUGCACAAGUUGUAGAUUUUAAGUGUUUUGGGUUUUUUACAUGUCUGUUUAAGUAGAUAUAAACCUUUUGGUUUUCUCUAAGCCAUUAGGAACAAACCACUCUUCCCAUGAGCAAUAUGCGCCUCAUACUCUGAAUAGGCAAAGAACACAAUUCUCCUCAAAUUCCUUCAAAACAUGAAGCAAAUAACUCUGGAACUGCUCAGUGUAGCUGGAAAGCUGUGUUACCUCUGAGCAGACUGUCCAGCCACACCGACUGAAGCACAGACAGGUUACCUGGUGCUCCCUUGCUCUGCCCGGUGCCAUCACCCAACAGGGCAUCCUUGAAGGGGAGUUUCCUCUGAUGCUGCAUUUAACAUUUCCCAGGAAACCUGUCUCUGCCUGUUAGUGUCAGUCUUUCAGCUCAUUUCAUUCCUGACAAAAUGGAAAUUGGUUUCAAAUUCGACAAGAGGAUCCAAAACUCUGCCAGGAAGGAAUAGGAGAGGGAGCAGAACCCAAAACAGUCUGGGAGCAUCAGGAGAUGGGGCUUCAGUCAAAGGUGACUCCAAGGGCAGGAGGGCAUUAGGAACAUGCAUUCAGCAAACAGGCUGCAUCCAAACACGACUGCAGUGACCCACAGGGAGAGGCUGGCCAAGAGGUGAACUGUCCUCAUCCAUCCCCAUUGUAAAUGGCAUCAUUUAGAUUUCUAGGAAAAAAACAAAACAAACUUAAAAAAGCAAGUCCUCCUUCAGCCUGCCCCAGAGCGCUCCUUCAGCCCUGUGUGCUCCCCAGGGCUGCAGCCUCCUCUCCUUACUCAGGUAAAGCAAACCCCCCGGAGCCGGCCAGACACGGGGCCUGUGCUGGGGAAGUUGCUCCUGCGCCCCAGGCCAGGAGCGAAUUCCCCGGCAGGCAGGCAGGGUGGCCUGGCCCGAGAGCAGCCCCAGCGCUGCCCUGGGCACCGCGCUGCUCCUGGGCACUGCCCGGGGCUGCUGCUGCUGCUGCCCAGAGCGCUCACUAACACUGCUGAGCUAAUACCAAAGAGUCUUAGGACACCUCUCCUCACCUGAGUUGUAAACAGGACAUUUUUACCCCAAAAACGUUCCUUCUUUCUACUACUCUUCCUCCUAUCCUCCUCCUCUUCCUCCUCCUUUGUACAUAGGGAUGAAAACUAUGCAUUUAGCAAACAAAGAGAAAGCACUUACCCUUUUCUAUCUCACUGCGUUUGGGUGCAUUCAAAGGCCCAGGGGCUAAUUUUGAGACUUUGCUUAGCCUCCUGGUUUAUUAUUGUGGUGUGGUUAGCUUUACAAUACAUUUGGUAACUAUUUGCUAAAGACAAAGAAGCAAAAGGUAAGGAAUAGCUACUUCCACGUGUUAAAAAAAAAAGAAAAAAAAAAGAAAAAAAAAGUGUGUAAAGAUCUACUAUUUAUAGUGUGAACCAAAGACGCUACCUCACUCGAUUUCCAUUGGUGAUUUUAAUCACAUUGAUGAUACCAAAGAAUACCAAAGAUUUUUCAUGCACGGCCUUGGUCUGGAAAGGGAACUCAUCCUCCUUCUUGCCCCCAUCCCCUGACCCCCUUCCUCACCUUCACUCAGUGUGUAACCUUGUCUUCAUUCUUAGUGGUAAUGCUAAUAACCUUAUGAAUAAUUCUCUUGCUACAACUGCUACUACUGACGAUGAUAAGGAUAAUAAUAAUAAUAAAGCUCUUGGCAAACA